CGGUCCUGUGCGCGUUCGAGCUCCUUCUGCUCGUACCAGACCAGGCGGCUCCUCUCCUCCUUACUCCCUGUGAUCCUAUCCUAGAAGUGGCCGGGUUACCUUUGCCUGGGCAGGACUAGGAGGACUCUCUCGACCGGAGCAGAUACCAGAGACGGUAUAUCCAUGAGCCUUCCAGACCAAACAAAAAUACAUUUGGAUGAAUACUGUGAUAGUUUGGAUGUUACUUGUCAUCAUAGAAUUCAGAAUACAAAUCUUGCAAUUCAACAGGUUGAGAAUAUAUUGAGUAAAUUAGAAAGCUGUGAGUUCUUAUUCCCUUCAUCAAGACAGCUGGUGCUGGCAAAUCCAUCCUGGGGAGAUCAAGCUUUUCAAACCAGGGUUAAAGUGUUGUGCAUGUGGUUUAACCUCACCAUUCAACUUAACAAGAAGAUAGAAAUACUUGGACAAAUCCUUAUAGGCAUUAGUUCCCGUCACAAGCUGAGUAUACCCUGGCCUGAUCUAUCCUUCAAGCCAGAAACUUCAGAGGAACCUGCCAGUCGUGAACAGGCGUCUUGUGGGGAUAUACCUGAUGUCAUUUCUGCUCCUGCUCCUGCUUCUAGUUCAACUCCUACUCCUACUCAACUCCAUCCCUCUCCUGUGAAAGUUCGGUUUAAGAUGUGUAAUGAGGUGAUUACUAGUUCCCCGAGUGAUUCUAAUAAUUCAACAGAUUCUGGAGCUGGUAGUGCAACAGAUUUCAAGCUGCAACCACUUAGGCAAGAUUCUGCAAUAUCAACUCAGAGUGGGCACAGCAUCUCUUCACAUAUGAGUGAUAGUUAUUUUGGUGAAAUAUCUCCUUACAGGAGAUAUGUAGAGAAGCUACUGAAGACCCGGGGUAUCAGAAAAAUACUGCAGGGUCUUCAUAAGAUUAUUAGAGGAACUCUUCAUAGAGCUAAAACUGCUCUAGAACCACCACAGGGAUUAGAAGAUCCAGGAGCUGCGCCAGCAUACCAACCUUACCAUCCACAUCUAGAGGAGCGCUGUUCUUCUCUUCCUUGUCCUAGUGAAGACGACCUGGAUCUAUCAGGGUUUGGAUGCUGGAACCCUGAGUUUGCUUCAAUGAACCUUCCUUCCUUUAGAGCAACAUAUCUUUUCCUCUGCAGGGUUCCUCGUGAUAUAAUGCAUGAGUGUCUUAUAAUCCGCUUGGAGCAAAAACCUCUAGAACCGUCUGAGUUAUCUAUCCGUCAAUUGAUGAGAGAAUGCAAGGAAGCUCUGAAACUUGCUGUGGGAGAGAGACAGAAGUAUAUCAGCCGAGUUAAGGCUGGAAUCCAUGAUGUUGAGUUGGACAAAUCAUUCCUUGAGAACUUUGACCGUGAGAUGCAGGAGUAUGAUGAACAUCUGACAGAAACACUAGACGUAUAUCUAGAAUAUCUCAGGAACUUUGUAACGAUGAUUCAAGGAGACUCCUCUUUGCUUAUCUCAACAUAUCAGAAGAACUUGCUGGAACAGGAGUGGGAUUUUAUAAAAUCCACGUGUCCUCAUGUACCUGGUGGGGAGGCUAGAGCUGGAAACACCUUUUGUCAGAUGGCGCGUGGCAUGCUGUCUGCUAUAGAAGAUUUCCUCCAAAGUGGAAUAGAUGAAACUAUGAAAAACAUGUACGUGUUGGCAGACAGCUUUACCGAGGAUGACGAGGUGGAGUUGGAUACGCAAACUAGAAAACGUUUACUCGAAGCUUUUAGAGGAUUUCAAACUCUCUUCUCAGAGGCUCGGGAAAGGUCUGUUAAAGCGAUAUCUUUCGCUAAACUUUUACGAAAAGAUCUUGAAGUAUCAGCUGAGUUCAGUAUGAGUCGGUCUACAGAAGAUGUAUUAAACCGAUUACAUCACACGGGACAUGUUCAAGUAAUUGCUCCACACUCAAGACAACAUUUAAUAUUUAUUCCUAAUUCUAUAAAGAACAAGGAAGAUCAUAUUCUUCAGCUUCUGGAUAUGCACUGUGGUCAGGAUACAACUAAUCAGGAUAUAAAUCAUGGCUAUCUUGUAUUGAUGGAGCAUGGUAUAAGUGAUGUACCCCUCUGGCAUGGUGAGACUAAGUUUGUAAAACCAACAGCAGAAACUACAAUAUCUCUCUCACAAAUAGAGGUUAGCGGAGUACUGUUGGUGGCUCCAAGUGCAGUUCUUUUAGAGGUUCGGAGGAAGGAGUUUAGUAAGAGUAUGCAGGACGUUCUGAUUCCAGGACAGGAACAACGAGCUACUAGUCAGGCUAUAGCGGACAGUUUGGAUGAUGUAAAACAAGGUGCUCUGUCUCUCAGAUCUAAAAUAUGUCAAGAACUAUCGAGUGUUGAAGAAAAGUGUGAUACUUCCUCCCUUGAGAGUCUAGAACCUAUGGAUAGGGAUACAUUGGUCCGCAGGAUGAGAGAAAUUCUUCAACAGUGCUACAAGUUUGGAUUCGAGUAUCAUAAAGAACUAGACAGACUUAUUACUGGAGAUAAUUCAAGAAGGGAUCUUGCGGUUGGUACUAUUCAGUUCUCCAUGCAAUGGAUGAGGUUUGUUUUGGCCUGGUGUGAGAGGGGUAGAGGGCUACGACCUGACUGGGCAGUCAAAGGGAUGGAGUUCUUAUACCUCGCCGCCAGUCCUACAUAUACUAGAUAUCUCACAGAGUGUGAAUUCUUAGAUUUCAAGAACCUGACUGAAGAAUGCCAUAAUCAUGUAGUUGGUGAUGUGAGAGAUACUCCUGAAAGGAAACCGUCAGUCAGUCCACGUGGUGACAGAGGAAGCCGACCUUACUCAAGAUCUGGUUCUCGAUGUGCGUCCCCCCACAGAUCGAUGUCUAGAGAGGACCAGUUACACAGAAAACUAAACGAGAUUGACCCGGACAGAAUUGCCAUGCCUCCGCCUCAAAGUCCCAUCAGUCCAGUACCUCAGAGUCCGAUGGGAACAAUACGAAGACGACGAAGCGAAGGCCGACGAAGCCUGCAGGGUGAUGAACUAGAUGCUUCAGAUCUUUCAGUCAGAGUUCCAGCUUUCGCUCGCAGCUGGAGUGGGGUAGAUUGUAAUUUACCAUGGAGAGAGCGAGUAAAGAAAAGUAUAGAAUGCUUUGAGAGUGAACGAGAAGAACAGAAACAUCAACAACAAGCUAUAGGCCGAGUUUUAGACCAAACUAUGCCUGAGGAUAGAAUACAUAUUAAAGCUAGGCUGGUCAAAUUCUCCUGGCAACGAGGGGUCAAGAUAGGUCAAGGACACUUUGGUAAAGUGUACACUGCUAUUAACAAUGAGACUGGUGAUAUAAUGGCGAUGAAAGAAAUACCUCUCCAACCCAAUGAUCACAAAACUUUAAAAAGUGUAGCUGAUGAGUUAAGAAUAUUUGAAUCCAUUCAUCAUCCUAACCUUGUAAACCAUUUUGGAGUAGAGAUACACAGGGAAGAGAUGUUGAUAUUCAUGGAGUACUGUCCUGAAGGUACUUUAGAGGCACUCUGCAGCAGUACAGAGGCAGGCCUUGAGGAGUCUUUGGUUAGACGGUAUACAGGCCAGCUCCUACAGGCAGUGGCUUGUCUGCAUGAGAACGGAAUAGUGCACAGAGAUAUUAAAGGAGCAAAUAUAUUUCUCACAGAUGAUAUGAGGAACUUAAAGCUUGGAGAUUUUGGUUGUGCUGUUAAAAUUAAGGCACACACUACUAUGCCUGGAGAACUUCAGGGGUUUGUUGGUACACAGGCAUUUAUGGCUCCAGAGGUGUUCACCCGUAAUAUGAGCGAGGGGCAUGGUCGGUCAGCGGACAUCUGGUCACUAGGCUGUGUGGUCAUAGAGAUGGUGACCGGACUCCGGCCUUGGGCAGAGCUUGAGAGUAAUUAUCAAAUUAUGUUCAAGGUUGGAAUGGGUCAAACUCCUGGUAUUCCUUCCACACUGUCAGACGAAGGAAAGAAUUUCUUGGCUCGGUGUUUUGUUCACGAUCCUUUAAAGCGCGAUACCGCUGAGGAUUUGAUAAAUCACCAUUUCACUAAAAUCUACGAAGACGACGAUGUUGCGUCAAUGCCGCUGUUUGCUUCCGUUUCAGAUAUGAGUGAAAUGCGCAAAUCUCUUGUACGAAAAGACAGUGGAAAAUACUGAUGAAGAACCGACUCAGUUAAUGAUAGUAGUAUUAGAGAUAAAUACCUCAGUUAUGAUUUAAUCCUUUAUAAAGAAUCCUUUAAUCCUGAAAAAAUAAAUAAUUACAGAUAUCCUUGAAAUUAUAUAAAUCUAUAAAUUGGUGGGUUUUUUUUGGAGCAAAUGUAAUACUGUUCAAUUCAUCAUGUAUCUUAUGUACCAAGGUUUCGAUAUGUAUUUUGAAUAAAUAAACUCUGUAAUAGUA
This is a messenger RNA of Eurytemora carolleeae, 4315 nucleotides long. RefSeq names its product mitogen-activated protein kinase kinase kinase 4. The coding region runs from base 163 to 4074 and encodes 1303 amino acids. Gene Ontology annotation, molecular function: ATP binding; protein kinase activity. The record is from RefSeq and is a predicted model, not a curated record. Gene Ontology annotation, biological process: protein phosphorylation; MAPK cascade. NCBI's taxonomy places the organism in Eukaryota, Metazoa, Arthropoda, Copepoda, Calanoida, Temoridae. The transcript has 44 exons.